This is a messenger RNA of Brachypodium distachyon (stiff brome), 832 nucleotides long. RefSeq lists its product as uncharacterized. The transcript has 3 exons. Gene Ontology annotation, cellular component: chloroplast thylakoid membrane. Gene Ontology annotation, biological process: thylakoid membrane organization. The record is from RefSeq and is a predicted model, not a curated record. NCBI's taxonomy places the organism in Eukaryota, Viridiplantae, Streptophyta, Magnoliopsida, Poales, Poaceae. The coding region runs from base 168 to 653 and encodes 161 amino acids.
AACAAAAGAAGAUCUCAGAGACAGACGCGCCUUCCCGUUUCCCCGAUUUGCCCCCAAUCCGUGGCUUCGCGUCCGCCGGUGGCCGCAGGGGUUCCGAUUCCCUGCCGCCGCUAGAAGGAAACCCCCACACCUCGACGAGAGAGUACACGGGGGGUAAAGCCAACCGCAUGGCGCCUGUACUACCAGCACCGGCGGCUCUCUCCCCCGUCUGCCGCGCCUCUCCCCCCGCCUGCAGCGCCCGCCGCGCUUUCCUAUCCUCGACUGCGGCCCCGUCUUCCGUCAACAAGCUUCCCAAAUUUGCUGCCAGGAGCAGCGGCGGCGGCCCACGUCCCGAGCCCCAAGCAGGCGACAAUGAGAGCAAGGCUGUGCUUGACGCCUUCUUCCUCGGGAAGGCCUUCGCAGAGGCGCUGACCGAGAAGGCCGAGUCAGUUGUGGGCGAGGUGUUCAGUGUCUUGGGGCAGUGGCAAGCAGAGCAGCAGAAGCAGGUCCAGGAAUUUCAGGAGGAAGUAGUUCAGAGAGCCCAAAAAGCUAAGGAGAGAGCUGCUGUGGAGGUCGUUGAUGAUAAAGGCCCAAAGACUCUAAGGGAACCUUCAGCAACUACUGUGGUUCCUACACCUACGUCACCUCCUCCUAGUACUACACAGGCAGAAUAGUAUAAGUGGCGAUGAAGAGUUAGUGCUGUGCAGACACAGUUUUGUGCUCCAACAAAUAUGAAGAAAUUACAGUGAUAUGUAUCUAUCAAAAUGUUCUUUAUUUGAUAGUAAAUAGGCAGCAUGUCAGUUGGAAAUCUAUGGUACAAUUCCACGGAUGAAUGAAUAAUAUCUACUCCCUC